This is a messenger RNA of Gadus macrocephalus (Pacific cod), 1510 nucleotides long. RefSeq names its product translation machinery associated 16 homolog (gene tma16). The record is from RefSeq and is a predicted model, not a curated record. Lineage: Eukaryota; Metazoa; Chordata; Actinopteri; Gadiformes; Gadidae. The coding region runs from base 493 to 1188 and encodes 231 amino acids. Gene Ontology annotation, cellular component: nucleus. The transcript is spliced from 7 exons.
GGGAGGCUAUCAGUUCAACCUUGACAAUCUUUGUCAUUAUCAAAUUACAAUCAGAUAAUGGCAUGGGACCGAUUACGUCACUUUCCAUUUGUAACGCUGUGGCCGACAGACGGCAAGAAAUAAUCUUGCAACCCAACAAGCCGUGACAAGUUUCAACAUGCUGUCAAGCGAAAAAGGCUUUCUAAAUAAAUAUUCACACACACAUUUAUGUGAGUUGAAGUCGAUGUUAACUUCAAUCCGAGAAAUAACAGUACGAAUCAUGGAAAAUCAAGAAAAAAGUUGACAAUACAGAUGCAACAAUGACCUUACAAAGGAAUUUUCAUUGGCACAUGCUAGAAUGUAAACGCAAAAUACCAACAAAAAACAUGCACAAUAACCAAAUAUUUUAGCAGCUCUUUAAAUUAACCAAUUUGCACACCAGUCUCUCGCGGAGUUAAUCUACAGGUAGGCCUCUAAUAAAGUUAGCCCAACGGAACUAACAGAUCUGCAUUUAUGGUCUUGAGAAUGAGUCGGACCCAGUUUAACGACGGACAGAGCCACUUCCGUCUAACAUAUCAACACCGGAGUAACGUGUUGUCAUCAACCACGCUUGGGACUGUUGAAAUGCCGAAAGCACAGAAGAAGGGCAAGGCUCCUGAAAAAGUUGUCCAUCCGUUCAGUAGGAAAGCUGCAUAUCUUGCAAGAGAAGAGAUACGCCUGGAUAAAAAAGAGAGACAAAAACACGAGAAAGCAGGGCGGCUGAACAGUAUUGGGGAAAAACUGUUAUGGUUCCAGGGACAGUUGGAGGCUGACAAGGCGACGUUCUCAAAAACAGAUGCUUGUGACAUUAUUGAAAGUUACCUGCACAGAUUUGACUCUGAGCUGGAACAGAUAGAGCUGGUGAAUGGAAUAAAAGGUCGCCAGGGUAGACUCCAUGGAGCCAGAGAAACAACCAUCAAACAGACAGUAGAGCGUGAGCGGGCAAUGUACGAGAGCAAUGGAUUCGAGAUCCCAGAUAUCAUCAAUGCAAAGAAUUUGAAGACAUUCAGAGCGUGGACCGGGGACCUGAAAAAGCUUCCUAACAUCAAGCUGCGACAGGUUUCUAGUAAAGACAAAUUGAAGGAAGAUGAGAAGGCUGAAGAUGGAGAGGAAGACGACGCACACUGCCAGGAGGAUGAGGACGCUGCUACUAUGUCAGACUCAGACUGAGCUCUGUGGCAAAAACAGGACAAGCAGCCCUUUGAACCUGCCUUUUUACCGUGGUAUCGUAAUGCACCAAGUGGUGUACUAGUCGGCUUUUAAGGACUUCGGGUCGACACUAUUCUGCCACCUUUCCAAUGUUCUCCAGCAGAUGGCGCCCAAGAAUCAUCCCAACAUGUGAGCAGAUAGAGCCGUCUCCCUUUCGGCCAUUUCGCUUAUUAACUUCACUCAGCCAUAAAACAGAAUCUAUUAUUGUUUAUUGCAGAUGUUUGCAUAAAUAAUAUUUUCAUACCCAAUUAGAAAUAGAAAAUACAUUUCUUUGACACAGAAA